Cinara cedri is the source of this 14476-nucleotide messenger RNA. The record is from the annotation of a GenBank genome assembly. Lineage: Eukaryota; Metazoa; Arthropoda; Insecta; Hemiptera; Aphididae.
AUGUUGUUGGAGACCGGAGAGAAACACAGUUCGAUGGAAAUGAUUAAAAGACGUCAACGAAAAACGAUUGGACGCACAAUAAGACAUUCGGAUUAUGAAGUAUUAUUUAAUAUAUAUAUAUAUAAUAUCAUUAUAAAAUAUAUGAUCGAGGAGAAGAAGAUGGCAGAACGACCUAGCUACUCAUUCACGAAACAUUUAAAGGAGCAGAUGUUAGCUGUCUCGUAUAAAUAUCUAAAUAAAAUACCUACUUUCGUUUUUAUUUCUAUUCGUCGAUAUUUUUCUAUUUUUUUGUAAGAGCAUCUUAACUGAGACAUUAUAAAUAAUUAACACACCAAAAUAUUUGAAAAAAAAUAUCAUAAAUAUGUUAAUAACAUUUGUAAUAGAUUGCAUUGGUAUACUUUACUUCUUAAGUCUUGUAUAUAUAUAUAUAUAUAUAUUCCUACUUAUUUAUAAACAAAAACUUUUAAAUAUGUUAGCCCAAACCAAUUUUAACCGAGACAAAAGAAAAAAUUACAUUAUUAAAAAAUUGAUAGAUUUGUGCAGAUUAAAAUUUACAGAUAAUACGAGAAUAUAUAUAUUAUGUAACUAAUUCAGAAAAAUGUGAAAUUACGCAAUUAUCGAUAAACACGAUAAAAUUUGAUAACAAUAAUGUACUGAUGAUAUUACAACUGAAUGUGUUUUAAUUUUGUACAUUGUAUCGAUUUGUUAUGUUAGGAAGAAACUACAAAAGUUUCGUAACAUUUCUCGUUAAAAGGAUUUUUCGGAGGGUGGGAAUUUUCUAUAAUAGUUUUAAAAACAUAAUUGAAAAGCUGUGUGAAGCCGUUUUACAGCUGCAGCACAACUACCGGUUUUUAACAAAAUUGAUUUUGGUUUCUCGUUGCACGGCGGCCACCGCCAUGAGACAUAUUCAUCAUAUACCUAACCACUAUAGAGACUUGAUAUUUUUAUAAUUUAUUUUAUUGUUUUAUAUAUUUUAUAGACGUGAAAAAUAAAAUGGACUAUUGUUUUUUUUUUUUACGUCCUUGAUUAGAAUUUUAAAUAACAAAUAUUUGAUUUUUUUUUUAUUUAUGAUUGAUUUUUAAUUUUAACAAAACGAAGAUUUGAGGGGACGUUUCAUCACGACUUGUUACCUACAGCUUUCAACUUCAUUACAAUAUAAGAAAAAAUCUAACGGUAAAUCAGAAGUGUAUUAAUAUAAUAUCUUGUUUUCAAUUUUAUCUUGAACGACUGCACUUAUGUAUAUUGAUGAUAAGAAAUCUUGCCCAUAAAAGCAUAAUAUUUUAGUAGGUCAAAUUAUUUUUAUUUUUAGUUUAUAUUCUUUUAUGUGUAUUACAGCAAUUGAAAUCCGUAGAAAUGUGUUUUUAUGCAUAGUUUUACCCGUUGAUGGAAAAUUGCGUCUUUAAAGUCUUUUUCAUUGCGUUGUACUUUGUAUCUUCGUUUUAUACAAAAACUAAAUUUUUGUUCAUAAGCUUUAAAAGUUUUAAUUCGGUUAAUUAUCCAGACUAUAACCAGUUAAAUAGUUUUUAUUGAUUCAAAUACAAAAGUCUAGCUACAUUUACAGUCAAUCUGAGAUUAGUUACAGCUCUAUUUUAACAAUGGAGAUAGAUAACAAGGAGCACUAAUAAACACGGCCAACGCAGAGUCAAAGUCAAAAAAGUUAUGGGAAGAACCCGUAGCUAAACAACUCAACAUUCCUAACAAUAUUCUUUGUUCAAGCGCCUAUAGGCCUUCAUUUUUCAAUCACAGUGACUUUAUCUGACUCGGCUCAUUGAUCACUCGGUAAUUGAACAAUAAACAUACUCCGUAUAACCCAUUCGUGGCCAUUUCUCAUGGCGUGUCAUCGCACACAUUAUAAUAAAAUUAAUACACUUCAUACUACCCGUAUUAUCUAAAAUUAAAUAUUGUAACUGCAACAAGUAGGUCGGUGGAAAAUUUGACUCGUGACGGAGCUUUGUUGCUCAAUGGUGUUACUUUUUCAACAGACAUAUUUAGAAGUCUUUAAUAUUUACAAUCAAUAUUUAAAUAUUAAUAGUAUUUUUACGAAAAAAAAAAAAAAAAAAACUGUUGUUUUAUGUCUAACCCGAUUAUCAAAAGAAAAGUUUUUUUUAUACAUAGUUUUUAAUAACAAUGAUAAAAAUAUUAUACAAAUUAAAUUUACCUCAUAACGAUGAAAUCACCUCUACAAUAAUUGCACUUGCUAAUUUAAUGAUGUUACUUAAAAGAACUUUGCUCAGAAUGGAUUUUCGUUAGGAAAACUUUACAUUACGUUUCGUUGAAAUAAUAAUAUGAUGAAUUAACUUGUCAAAUUUUCAAACUAUUAUCACUAUUAAGUUAUAAAAAUAUUUAACAUAUAUUUUAAUAGCAUUUUAAUCUUACAUAUAGUAUAUUGUUAUAUACUACAGUUAAAGAGUUAAAGGAUACGUUUUUAACAAAAAACGCUUUGAUAUGUUUGUUUUUUAAAUAUCAACUUUGGCUUUUUUAAAAGUAUUUUUAUACCAGUCUAAUUAAAUACAUGGUUCAUAACAUGACCUAACCUCUUACAUCAACAAUCAUAAUUCAUAACUGAUCUCCCGUACCAAGACAAACAAAAAAUUAGAAAUAUACAUAUAUACAUCACCAAGAUGUAGAAAACAUCUUGUGAUGCAAUACCAAUAACCAAUAAACUUAAAGAAAUAAAAAAAGAACGUAAAAAAAUGGCACACCAUCCCCAAUACCUUUCGACGCAUAAAUGUAAUAAAUGCAAGAAUAAAAAUCGGACAUACCGAUCUCACAAAUAUAUAUUUAAUCGAUAUUGAUACUAAAAUUUCAAAAAUCAAAUAAUUAAUUACUUAUAACGCAGCAUAUUAUAAUUAUUAGAGUAUUUGGUAAUUUAUAAAUAAUAUUACUAUAAUGCAGAAUAGGUGGUUAAUUAUCUAUACAUAAUAGUGUUUUUUUUUUAUGAUUUGUGAGGCAAGAAAUGUAUUAGUUUUAUUAUCAUCGUUUUUUUUUCUGUGUCAAUUUUCAAGUGUAGUGUUUUUUCUGAAAGCAAAUAGAAUGUAAUUGGUGCAUUGACAAAGUCAUUAUUUGUAGUUUUCUUAAUAAUUGCGCAACAUUGGGAUAAAAGUAUAGGAAAACCUGAAAAAUGAAUAGCGAUAAAGGUUUCAUUAUUUUUGAUUUGGUUUUAAUUUGGAUAAAAAUAAUUUUAGUGACCUAAAAUAAUUAGACGUUCGAAUUAUUUAUAGACGUAAUAAUAAUUUCAAAACAUUCUGAAGAUUUUUUGAACAGCUAUUUGAACUAUUUAAGCGUUUGGAUUUUUUUAUUUUUAUUUUAAUGUUAUUUGGAUAAGAUUGCUUGAACAUUAAACAAAUUUUAUUAUAAAUUGUAUUUAGUAAUAACAAAAAAAAAAAAAUGAGCUUAAUCUUGUAGUUUAUGUUUUUAACGUUCAAAUUUUGAUGGUUAUCAUAAAAAUCACAGCAUUUAAAAAUAUGUUUGAAUUAAUCUCACUCAGAAUUAUAUUUCGUUUUUUUUUUUUUUCUACUAAUCAUCGAAGAUUGAAUAUUUGUAUCUUGAUUGAUAUGCAUGAGAGUUGUGCGGGAAUAUCAAAUUUAUUUAAAAGGUCGCGGUUAGUUCGUCAAGAAUAAUUUAUUUAUGACUCCAUCGCGUGGACCACUAGUGGCACGGUGCAAGUCCAUCAUGUUUUGUGUUUUCUCGUUUUAACGAUUGAUUAAUCGUUGGGCACGUCGAAUACGCCAAAGGCUAAAGAAGGGAUGGAUGGGCGGGAAGGUGAGAUUGGGAAUAGGGGGUUAGGGGUAGACACGAGGGUUGAUGUUGCAAUUAUUUGUUUUUCGCCGCCACCGAUCGUAUACAUAAUAUACAAAGUACGUUGCUCGCACACGCGUGACCUACAUUUCGAAAAACCUCAACUUACUAUAGUCAGGUACCGUGAAAGCCAACAAAAAAUGCUGUUGACAUAAUAAUUCACGAGACCGUCAAUAAUUAUUUACUAGGUGACUUUUAAAAUAUUAUUAUUAUUAAAUAUUAUUAUUACAAACAAUGCGCGGAGCAUUUUUGUUUGUAUGUUAUAAUGUUUCUAUUAUAUUCAACACGGAACAAUUAAAAAGUAUAAAUAAAGAAUACUAUAUUUAAAUACGACUCUUAUAUGUUUAAUAAAGUAUAAAUAAAAUGUAACAAAUAAUUCUAAUUGUGUCCAAAUAUAUUAUACGCAAGUAAAUUAUUUCUAAAAUCACUGUGUUAGCUAUUUUGCUUCUGGGGUGGAUUUAUCACAAAUCAUUCUUAAAAAUACUUACGGUACAUAAUGUACUAAUCGUAAAUAUUUCAAGUUUUUAUCGCCGGCGAUUUAGGUUGAGCUUUGAUUCUCAGUCAGUCAAUCAGGAAAAUUUAGCUCUUGUAAUAAUAUAUAUAGGGAUUAAAUAUGGUAUUGUGUUAUAAAUUAAUAAUUUUAGAUUCAGAAUAUAGUGAGGGAUCUAUUAGUUUAUUUAGGUACAAUGUAUUGUUUUUUUUUUUUACAUAUUUGCGAGCAACUUUCCGAUUAAAAAUAACUUUCUUCUUUCAAAAUAUGAUUCAAGAACUUUUUUUAUUGCAUUUUGGAUUUAGCUGGUGAAUUGAAGAGUAAUUAUUUUUGUUUUCCAAGAAGUUUUUAUAAUAAUUGGGAAAAACCAAAACCAAAAAAAAAAAAAAAAAGUAGAAAUAACAAGAAAGUUUACGGAAAUAAUGGUUAAAUCAUUUUCAAUUUUGUUUUUUUUGUUAUAAUUCAGUUAUAAAUAUUCAUCAAGUUUUACAUUUUUUGUAGACAACUUAUAAUUGCCUUUUCUUCACGCGGUACAAUUUUCAAAACAUUUUACUGAUUUUUGAACUAUUAAUAUACAUUUUAUGUUUGCUAUUUAAUUUUUUUUCUGAUAGGUGCUAUGUGGAUAUAAUUUCUUGACUGAAUAAAAAUGGUUGAUAAUUUAAUAGGAAGUUAAUUAUAAGUUAUACUUAGUGGUAAAAAAAUUGAAAUUGUAAUUCUUUGAUAUUUCUGUAACUAUAAUAUUUUAUUCCACCUGUAAAACAAUCAAUUGGUAUCACUGACUUCUUGACCUUAUCAUGUCAUACGGUACGUGUCAUUUUGGCGUUAUCAUAGUAAUCUAGAAAUGCGGUACCGUAUACUAUUGUUCUAGUUCGUUUGUUGUAUCAGUUUGUUGAGUUAAUGUUUUAUAGCAAAUAAGAAAUUCUAAAGUUUUUGAAUUCAACAUAUAUUAUUUAUUUGCAAUUGACCAAUUCGGUUUUCUAGUUCGAUUAUUAUAGUGAGAAUGGCUAAUUUAUAAUGAUGUAAUUGAUUUUCUAAGAUUUUGAAGAGCAAUUUUAUUAUUGAGUUGUAAAUUAUUCGCAUAUAUUUAUGGAAAUGGUUUCAACUAUUCUUGUUUUUAGUUUGGAUAAUUGGAAGAUACGUCUCCAAAUUUGGUUUGUUUUAUGUAUAGGCAGCUUAUUAUUCUUUACUCAAUUCAAAAUCGCUGAUAUACAAUGGCAUAGAAAGUAAUAUGUUAGGUCUACUGCAAGUAAAUAUUAAGGGUUUAUACCAUGGUACGUACUGGGGUUCAUACUAAUAGGUUUGUACCCCAUAUUGUGAUUCCUGGAAGGAAUAUUUUCUCGCUCGCGGUUAAUGUAUUGGAAAUAGUUCACUUAUGGAAAGUAUUCUGUAGAAUUUCAAUGGCUUAGCCGAAAUUUCUAAAUAGGGGGGGGGGGGGGAAAAAAUCCAAAAUUAAAUAUUUGUCUGUUAACUUUGACCUCCCUAAAGUGUCUCCCCAGUCCGAUUUCCUUUCAGAAAAGGUGCUACGCUUAAAAAUCCGAGCAAAAUUUCUGGUAGAAAAUACUUAUCCACAGAAAAAAAAAAAAAUAACAUCUUUGUAAAACCAUAAGCUUCUUCGCUUCAUUCAGAAUCUAAAAUACAGUCAAUAGGUGAAGGGUGUUGGAUUCCAUUCCCCCUUCGCUAUGCUAUUGGUUAUACAGAACUCAACAAUAUACAACAAAAUUCGUAUAGAACAUUAUUAUAUUAUGUAAUAUAGUGAUUUGAAGCGAACUAUUGCAGAGUUCGGGUACAUAAAUAUUUGCUCUUCUCUGCCACGUCGAUUUACACCUCAACACUAGGCAAUUCUAUAUGGUAUACAAUAGUUUACAAUAUAUUGAAUGGUAUAAACCGACAUGCAAACCUAUGCAUUUCGCACAAUACCAAUACAUCUAUUUCAAAACUUCCGGAAAUUUUAUAUAAUAAAUUCUGUUUGUGUAUAACAGGUAAAUGUAAUACGCGCGUAUACAAAACCAUUCAAAGGUUCGCGCAACAAUAAUUUUUAAGCAUACACUCAUUAUAUUUAGGUAUACUUAUAACGAAGAGAGAGGUAAACAAUUUUAUGUUGGAUGUACCAUCGAGAAACUUUAGUUUUACAAAUAUGUGUAAUUUAGUCUAUUAGUAUAUUAAUUAAACGGAAGUGUUUGGCUGUCUGUCUAAGCGUGAUUUACAACCGAUUCUACCGAAAGCAGAGGGCUGAAAAUGUCCAUAAUGAAACAGACGAACAAGUCCGUGUGCAAUGUACACGUCUCGAUUUCUACACUAAGGGGUUUUUUUGUUUUUUAGUAUGUAAAAGAUAACUAAUUAAUUAUUUCUUCGUUAACAUUAAUAACAUGAAUUAAAUAAUAUCAAUAAACUCUUCUCGUACCCCCGUUACCAUUAGGUAAUUGAGUUUUCACUAGUAAGAAAAUACGACAAUAGUUUAGUGUGAUAUAAGAGGGAGAUAGAAUUCCCUAGAAUAGGGAAUUCGUCGUGAUGCAUAUAUAUUAUUGAUUUCGGCUUUUGAGUGGAUUUUUAAAUUCGCUUUUAUAAAUUGGUUAAAUUGGCACGACCAACGUCGGACGCUUGUAAAAAUUUAUACAUUUAAACAAAAAACCGCAUUCUCCGUAAUUUACUAUUUUUAGAAUUUCGAAAACUUCAAUGCAAAAAUAGACAUUUCUAACAGCGAUAAUCAGCCGUUACGAUAUAAUGCAUGUUUAUGUCAUAUAACUUCUAUUUCUACGUAAACAAAUAUUCGAAUAAAUUAACGCACAUUAAUGUAACUAAAUCUAACAAAACAAAACUAUGAAUACGAAAAUACGAAACCGACAUAAUACUUCUCUGUACGCGCGAGAGACUAGUUUACCGAUUAGUUUUCGUUUUCCCGCUAAGGAAUAAAGUAAAGCUUUCAUUCUAUAACAACCAAAAUACCAACUGCUCUGCUGUAACAUAAACAUGAGUUUAGAGUUUAAUUGAUAUUUUACUCGAAUUUCUUGUCAGUAAACUUUGUAAUUUUCCUACAAAAAUAUUUGAAAAUAUAUUUUAUCCAUACGGUUGUAUUUUAAUUUGUUUUCUUUAGUUGGACUCAGAUGGAGAAUACAGUAAAUCUAAUAUCUUCAAGGUGAUAAAGUACUACUAUUCCGAAACGUCAGAUGAUACAAUUGAAAAAGUAAACGACGUGUGUUACAACGAAAGUAAGGCAUCCCAUUUUCUAUUUUUUUCGCAUAAAUCCCAAUUCUCAAUUAUUCAUAAUUUUGUAUGAUUAAUGAAUUACCACAAAAAAAAGCAAUCGGUACUAUAAGAAUAUUUUAACUGGGAACACCACGUUAGCAUUACUUCUCCUCGGCCAACACUCAUAAUGUUGAUAUCACGAUAAUAUAAACGGUUGUGCGACGACAAAAAAUAUUUGAUGUAAAAUGUUCUAAUCGAAAACCUCUGAGACUGUAUUUUCUUAAUCUAUGGUUUUGGGUAAUACCAUGCCGUAGUAUGAAUUUAAUAAUAUUGAGUUUAAUAAAUGAUUAAUAAAAAUAGAUAGAAAACAAAAAAAAAAAAAAAUAUUGCACAAGUUGAAAAAUGUUCAAUAAUAUAAGUUUAUAUGUUUAUGUAUAUACGAAUUUUGAUAUCUUUUAGAUUUCGAGAGUAGCGAUGGUUUUACCAUUUCAUUUUUUCUUUUUUCUAUGUUCUAGUCUGUGGACACGUUUUUUCUCAGUAAACUUGGUUCGAUUUUUAUGUGUAGCAACGUUUCUGUAUGCUCAAGUUGUCUAAAUUGUUCAUUACACAAGUCAUUUUUUUGAUUUUCGAUGAAAUAUUUUUUUGAAAAAAAAAGCACUAAGUGGGAAAAAACUUAGGAAAACGUACAAUUUCACGAUUUCAUUAUUUCAUAAAAACACGGAUGACGUUUUCUACCAGAAAAAUUAAAUUAAUCGCAAAAUCACAAAAUAUCUUUUUUGUUGUCUAUUUGAUUUACUUUCUAAUUAUCAUUUCCAAAAAUUUUAAGCUUUUAAGGAAUUUUAAUUAUUGAGAGUUCUUUUGCUGUAAUUCGGUUAGAAACAUACGUAGAGAAUUGAAACUUGGUAAUAAUAAUUAUAUUGGAUUUACCUAGACCAGGUAAAAUUUCCAAAAUCAUCGAACGACUUUUUUUUUUUUUUUAUAUGCGUUUUGAAAUCAAACAUAAAUGAAAAUCUUAAAAAUUAUUUAUAACUGAACUGCGCUCUGAAUCGCCUUUCGUCAAGCAAUGGUUUAUCGUUGCUUACAGAUAUAAAUGAAAUAACCUUGUGUAUACUACCCUUCUUACUUCUCACCUACAACAGUAGCCGCUCCCAUCUCCAGCAUCAGCAGUUUUAUUCUUUCACUUCUGUGCAUUUUUAACAGUUGAAAUAAUACGCGCAGUCUAGGUCUAUACCUACCGUUGUAAUAUGUAAUUCCACAGUAGUUCGUCUGAAAUAAACUGGGAGUGCUAACGGUAAAAAGAUUUUUAAUUAGAACAUUUGGAACCGUUAUUCUCUGCAGCAUAACAUAAGCCGACGUAAAUCUAUUUCUAUAGCCGUGAUAAAAACGGGAAGUGAUUAUUAAAUUUUAAAAUAAAAACGAGUAUUAAAUGAUAUCAAUGAUAAUUUGGAAAUUAAAUUUAUUCAAAGAUAAGAAUAAUUAUUCUAAUAAAUUGCAUUCAAGUAUUAGAUUAUCCAUCUUAUAAGUAUUAUGAUUUAGCGAUACUCUAAUACUUUCAAAUCUAGAUUUGAACAAAAUAUAUUCAUAAAAUGUGUAACGUGCAUAAUCAUAAUUUUUAUUCAAUUUUCUAAUGGAUUUUUCAAUAGUUAAAUUUCCCAUAAUUUUUGUUGGCAGCUUUAAAAAACACACCACCUUCUGAAUGGGGGACCAACGAAUAUCACUACAAAAUAUGGAAGUGUUUGAAUACUCAGUUUAAAGAGGUGAGUGGUUCAUCUUCUAAUAAAAUACGACUGAUAAAUUAUUUUUUUUAUUUUUUUCAGAAUGGUAUGUUGCCAACUUAGUUUUAUUAUAACGUUUUUUAGAUGAACGGGUGGUAUCAAAAAAAAAAAAUAAUAAUAAUAAUAAAAUCGAAGUUUAUCAAUUUUACUACUGGAUUGCUGUAAAGUUUUAAUUAUUGACUAUUAUAAUAAAUUAGUAUUAACAUGCUUUAAUCCGAUUAACUACUACGCCUGUUAUUAUGAUAUUAUUAAACCAUACAAACUAAUAAUGUUUUAUGAUAAUAUCAUAUUUUAUUAAUUUAUUUUAAUGUUAAAUAAAAUACUGAUUUGUGCGUGGCAUUAUUACAUAAUAUAUCCUAUAUAAAAUAAUGAAUUUUGAUUUUUUGACUUUCAACAAUUUUUCCUCGGAAUUGAAAAUAUCGUUACUCUAAUUUAUAGUUAAAUAUAUAAGAUAUUUGGGUACAAGGAAAAAAGAGCUUUAGUACAUUUUUGGAAUUUUAACAAAUAUAUGUUUUUGGGUUAGGAGUCUGUCGAAAAUUAUUGACAUACUUUCAUUGCAAUGCGAAAAAGUAUAGCUGUAUUUUCUUUAGUAACAAUAACUACAUUAUUAAACAUAACACAAAUUAUAUAUCAUUCUGUGUUUUUCUGUGUAGCCGAAAAAUUGAACAUUAUUCAACAUUAUCAAUUGAACAAAGUAACUUAUAAUUUCUACAUAACAAGUAACGAAAAUUAUUUAUUUAUUUUACCUUAACGGAAAAGCUCAAAAACAAAUAAAUAAGAAAUACAUUUAUUAAAUUUAUAAGAAAGAAAUGUUCGGGUUGGCGUCACGUAUGAGGCGGAGAAUAGAAGAGUUAAAAGAGUAAUUAUUAGACGACAGUGGGAUAAAGAAAGGCAGGGAAGAACGGGUAUGACAGAGAGGAAUCGUUUAAAGAAAACUGUUAUAAUAAUUAAGGUGAAUCAAUUUUACCGGAAAUAAGUUUAGAGGGAAAAAGGCCGUUAAAAAAGUGCCUGCGGUUAGAUAGGUUAGUCAGGUGUCAUUCUAGGAGGAUGAAGGAAUAAUCGUGAGGAGGAUGAAGAAUAUUGAAACUGGAAGUGACUAAAGUGAGAAACGUACGUUGGAUACGCUCAAUUAUCCUACUGUCACACAGGAUGAAAGGGUCACAAAGUACGGAUUUGUAUUCCAGGAUAGAACAUACGGGGAGCAAAAGAGAGAUUUGAAAGAAACAAGGAAACGGAAUUGUUGAGGCUUUACAGCAAGAAGUUUCAAUGUGUUUGAGGUGAAAAGAGUGAGAAAUAAAUACUUUCCAAGAUAAACUAAUCUGUAAUGAUUAAUGGUAGACCAAAAAAAAAUAAAAUUUUAAAUAAUUUUCCAGGAAUUUGUUUAGGGACGACAGAUGUUAAAAAUUCCCUUCCACGUGAACACUGUUUUAAUCGGGCCAAACAUUUUUACUGCUUUACGUCUCCUAGCAUACUAUAUUAUUAUAAUGCAAGAGCGCGCUUUUUCUCCGUGGUACAGGUGCAUUCUCUAUUCUAAUCAAAUUUUGGAUUAACAUAAUAAACAACAUUGCGUAUUAUAGCUGUGCGUGUAACCUGGCUCUACCGUUCGUAUACAUUUAAAAAACGGCUCAAUCGCAUACACGCGGUAUUAAAAUAUUCUCGUGGGCAUAUACAUAUUGAAAUCCACUCCUAUACAAUACGCGUUGGCUAAUCGAUCCUGUUAUUUGAUAUAAUAAUAACAAUAAUACAUUUUGCCGAAUCAGUUCGGCCGUGACUACGAACAAACGUUUCUUUUUCGUUUAUCACGAUCUAGUGAUUAUAUAAUUUAUACAAAUAUUAUAUUACACACACAAAGUUUUUUUUUUUUUCAGUCAUUUAAAAAUUGUAUUCACAAUAUUUUCUGAAUAUAACCCGUAACCCGUGCAUCAUACACAACUAUUGACUUUUGAUUUUCAAAUACAUCCCCUUUUUCAACACAGAUACCGGAGAGAAGUUUACUGAGUAUGUUUCAUAGAGUUAUCGUCUAAAAACGAUGGGCAUUAAAUAUAUUAUGCUCUUUUUAUGGAGUAAUACAUUUUAAUCUAGGAUAUUUACGAAACGAAAUUAAACCGUUCAGUACAAUUCUGAUUUAAGGACCGACAAAUAGAAAAAAAAAAACACCUCAAAUUGACACUUUAUUCAAAAUCUUUGGAACGGUAGGGGACAAAAUAAUCACUCUGUAUUAUUUUUUUCGUAACCCAAUUACAAUAUUAUUUUAAAUUAUUUUCGUAAAUAGUUAUUUUCACGGUCGGCGUUUUCGACCUUUUGAUGAUUUCAUUAAUUACUUAAAGGUAUAAUUACAAUAUAAUUUCAUCAAGUUCGAUUAAUAUUAUUAAUUUCAGUUUUUAAUUAUUACCUCUACAUUCUCGGUUUAUUAAUUACUAUAAUAUAGUGUUUACAUAAAUUACUCUUCAUAUUAUUAUAUUACGUAACGAAAUCGAGUGCGUAACAUUUUAUCGGUUCGGCUUAUAUAUUUACCUAACUAAAAUAAUAUUUUGUAUCGAACAUUAGCCUACUCAUGCGCUGGAAACGUUAUCGAAACGAAACACUUAAAGGUAUUACACGAACCAUUUAAAUCUUUACCGUAGGCGGUACUAGACCUUUUUGGCAGGGAUAGGAGCAAAAAAUAUUUUAAGUAAAUUGUUAACACUAUUUUGCUCAAAUUUUUUUUUUUAAACUGAAAUUUAUAUAUUUUGUUAGUUCUAAGAAUAUAAAUUAUUAAAAAUAAUUAUAGGAAUUUUAAAAGUUUAUAAUUACGUCAUAUAUAUUACCGUACACAUUAUUCAGGUAUAUAUUAUUAUUAUAGAUAUUUUACAUGAUUUCAAAGGUGAAAGAUUCACCUUAAUCUUAAUGUUUUGAAGCAGAGUUUCCCAUCCAUAGACCACCGGUAGUCCGUGAGACGUGAAAUGUUUCGCGAGAAUAUAACUACAUAUAUUUUUUUUAUAGAAUAAACGUGAAGCGAUAAUGAUUGUCACAGUUUAUUACGGCGUUUAUUGUACAUAACUUCACUUAUGAUUUUAUUACUUAACUACUCAUUAAAUAAAAUAAAUAAAUAUCAAUAAAUAAAAGAUACUGACAUACAUUCGCACUAUGAGUGAGCCACUAUUGUAGAUGAGAUAUUGAGGAGGUAGACUAUACCACCUAUGAACUUAAAAUAAUAUUAUUAUCCCCUGUUCAACACUGAGUAUUCUAUUUAAUUCUUAAGAGGACGUUAUAACUAUAUCUACUGUCUCAGUCCAACUAGCGGGUAACAUACAAAAACAAUGCUUAAGCAGAAUAAGUAAAACUAGCUUAAUUUUGAUUUUAGAGUAAAAUUAUAGAUUACAAAAUUUAUAAAAAACAAUAUUUUGAAGGUAACUUCACAGGGGUUUUUUGAACUAAGAAUUUUUUUAAAAAUUUACAGUUAUUUAAAAAGCAAAAAAAAAAAAAAAGGAUUUUAUAUCUUUUAAAUCGAGCUGUAAUUAUCACUUUUUGAGAAUCAUUUUAAUUUGCUUACCUCCUGAAAUUUCACCUAUGGGCACCCAUACUUCAUUAUGCCUCAAUUUUAUUUAACCUUCCCGGAGGGGCAGAUAUAUUAAAGACGCCAGACAAGGAUCAGCUAUUCAGCAAGGGUUGUGCAGCUUGGUGUAACUCGACGUCAAGAAUACUUUCAACAUGGCCUCUGGGACCGUAUGGAUGCGGCUCUAUGUAACGAGAUAGUACCAAAUUACCUUGCCCGCAUCCUAUGGUCCUACACAGAGAACCGUAUCCUCACCAUCUGGCUUCAUUUCUGUUUGGUCAGUUAUGAGCUUUGUUCCCCAGGGCUUUAUCCUUGCCCAACCCUGUAGAAUGUAUUCUACGAUGAUCCUUUGGUAAAGUCCCAAAGGGCGUUUAAUUAAUCGGUUUAAUGCCUGUACUUAUUUGUAUCCGGAGGACAUAAUUUAAAAGUCGAAUCUAAAGAAGCAAAUUUGUAUAAUAAAUCAACUUUUUUUGUAAUUUAUAAUGAUAAAAUUAAUAAAUUAAUACUCUUCAUUUUUGUAUUUUUUGGACAAAAAAGUGGACAAAAUUACCUCUGCUCCUGCGCACGCUACUACAUACACACGUAUAUUUUGUUGCAGGGAUUAUAUACUGCGGAACAAGUUGAUGACUACGCAAAACUGUGCAAUGCCAGUGAAGGUAAGUAAUGUUAUUUUCUAAUAAGAAUUUUGCUCAUAGGCGGCAGUUUAGAGUAAUGAAGCACUGUUUAUAAUACCUACUUAUAACCACUAUAUUAUUUUCCAAUAUGUUUUUAUCAAAUUCCGAAGAAAUUUUAAAAACUUUCAAAUUCUUAUUUAGAGGAUCUAUAGCUAAGCACAUUGUAUUUUGAACGCACAUUAGAAUUAAUCGAUAUAUUAUUUUUCGUAUUUAGAGGAAAGUGACGUAUUCAAAAAUUACAACGUACUAUCAACAGAAUCUGGAAAGGUAAUUUUAACAAAAUUUGAUACCAAAGUUUAUUUUAAACUUUUGAUCAUAGCAUAUUAUUAAAUAGAAUAAACUAUUGAACUAAGUUUUCUGUUCAAAAAAUUGUUUACAGACAAAAAAAGAUACAAGUAAAUAAUAGUAAUACCAAUAAAUCCCUUAAUCCGCUCCAAAUCAAAAAAGUUAUAUCAAAAUAGUAAUUAAUUUAUACCUACCUACAACUAGUCUGUAUAUUAUAUAUAGCAUAUAAAGGGAAAUCAUUAACUAUACAACUAUUUUGCUUAUAAAUGUGGCUUAGGUUUUUUUUACAAAAUAUUUCCAAAUUCUUCGUAACCUAUAUUUUUUUAUAUACUUGUUUUAGUCGUUUCUCGAAGGAUAUAAAUAAUUAUACUAACCUUAAAACUUUGCUGUAUCUAUCUAUGUUGUUUUCACCAAACGAAAAUUAUUUUUAAGUUCACACAUAUGAAAGAACCUAAUUAAAAAUAUUUUUUUCUAGAUUUUCAUUAAAUACAAAGCCGAUGAUCUCGGAAUGGUCAUUUUUUCUACAAACAAAAUUUAAAAAACAAAAUUUUAUCCAUAGGAGUAUAUUUUUAUUUGUUUUCUUUAGUUAGACUCUGAUGGCAAAUACACUAGAUAUAAUAUUUCCGAGAUGGCAAAAAAGUUCUUUCCCGAAACAGCAUUGGAUACAAUCGAAAUAGUAAACGACAUAUGUUACAACGAAAAUAAGACAUCCUUUUCUUUCCCGCAUAAGUCCUAA